AAAAGGGUGUAGGUGGAGAAAUGGGAAUGGGGAUGUGGAUAUCAAUUCCCCCAACUCCAAAGGUCGACAUAUAUAAAUUCUACCUCCCAAAACCCUAGUUCUUCCUUCAACGGUUCAACCUGUCUCAGAUCUCAGCAGAUUAUCCCAGCAAUUGAAGGUAUGGCUCCAAAACAGCCAAACAGUGGCGUCUUUGUGGGUUUAAACAAAGGUCAUGUUGUGACCAAGAAAGAAUUGGCUCCACGCCCAUCUGAUAGGAAAGGGAAAACCAGCAAAAGAGUCCACUUUGUGAGGAACCUGAUAAGAGAAGUUGCUGGGUUUGCACCAUACGAGAAAAGGAUUACUGAACUUCUUAAAGUUGGAAAAGACAAGCGCGCACUGAAAGUGGCAAAGAGAAAGCUGGGCACUCACAAGCGAGCCAAGAAGAAGCGUGAGGAGAUGUCUAAUGUCCUCCGCAAGAUGAGGUCUGCCGGAGGUGGGGAGAAGAAGAAGUGAAGCCCCCCCAUCCGCUAGAUUUCUAAUGGUCUUCAAUUUGAAACAUGAAACUUCUCCGCUUGGUUGACAACUGAGUAGUCCAAUAUUUGUUUUCUUUUAUAAUGUAUUGGUGAUAGUUAUCUUCAGAAACUCCAUAUCCUUCAAGCAUAAAAUAUAAACUGAUUGUUUCUUACUACUGUUUAAUCCAGCAUUCAUUUUGGAUGUAAAUUUCCUAUUCCGGUAGAUUGAAGUGAAGAUUGUAGCCAUUGUUUGUGAAGUUUAUGUUGGAAUGGUUUCUCUCAA
Molecule: messenger RNA, 774 nt
Organism: Rhododendron vialii
Lineage: Eukaryota; Viridiplantae; Streptophyta; Magnoliopsida; Ericales; Ericaceae
Product: large ribosomal subunit protein eL36y-like
Exons: 4
Coding region: 160-492 (110 amino acids)
Biological process (GO): cytoplasmic translation
Cellular component (GO): cytosolic large ribosomal subunit; ribosome
Molecular function (GO): structural constituent of ribosome
Source: RefSeq, a predicted model, not a curated record